CUAAUCCAAGACUGCCAAGGAGACCUGGGAUAGCCUGGAAAGAAGAUUCGAAAGAUGCAACGAAGCAAAGAUGUAUCAACUGCAAAAAGAGGUAUCAAGCUUUGUAUAAGGAUCACUGUGACUCAUACAGGAAGUGUCUCUAUUCUUCCAAAUUUGACUCUGAAAAAUGUCAUGUAUGUCCCUGCCUUCUAUUCUUCCAAAUUUGACUCUGAAAAAUGUCAUGUUCCUUUAACGAGGAGCAUUAAAGCUUUUGGUGAAGUAAAUGAGGGAUUGUACCUGUUGAAGUCUUCUACUAUUAGCUAUCAGUUUGUUUCUAAUACUAAUGUAGUUUCGAUUCUACAAGGAAGUAGUUCCAUUCCUAGUUCUUUCCUUUUUCUGCAAAUGUAAUCCCUCUGUUGAUUUUUGGCAUGUAAGGUUAGGGCAUCUGUCCUUUUCUGCAAUGAGAAAAUUCAGUUUCAUUGAUUUCCCUUCUAAAUCUGAACAUGUUUGUGAUAUUUGUCCUAAAGCUAGGCAAACUAGACUCACUUUUCCAAUAAGUGUUAUUCAUUAUACAAAGCCUUUUGAAUUGAUUCACAUUGAUACUUGGGGACCGUACAAACCACCUACUUAUAAUGGUUUUAGAUACUUUCUUACCAUAGUUGAUGAUUAUAGUAGAGGUACUUGGACUUUCUUGUUAAUCUCUAAUAGCAAUGUUUUCCCUACUCAUAAGGAGUUUCUAGCUAUGAUAGAGAGACAAUUCCAUGCCCAAGUCAAGUGCAUUAGAUCUGACAAUGCACUGCAAUUGGGAACAAGUAUUCAGAAGACCGCUUUUCUUAAAUCUCAAGGAAUUUUGCAUCAAACUUCAUGUGUUGGAACUCCACAACAAAAGGUGUUGUGAAAAGGAAGCAUAGACAUCUAUUGGAAUUAGGAAGAGGACUGAUGUUUCAAUCUCACUUACCUAUUGAUUAUUGGUGAGAUUGCAUAUUAACAUCUACAUAUUUGAUUAAUAGGUUGUCAUCCAAGGUACUACAUGGAAGAACACCAUAUGAAAUUCUUUUUGAUAAGCAACCUAUCUAUCAAUUUUCGAGGAGCUUUGGAUGUCUAUGUUAUGCUUCAACUCAAUCUCAAUAGAGAGGAAAGUUUGAACCAAGGGCAACAACUUGUGUCUUCCUAGGUUAUCCACAAGGUAAAAAGGGUUACAAGUUGUUAGAGCUCAACACUAAGAAAGUUUUUGUUUCAAGGGAUGUUCACUUUCAUGAGCAGCAAUUUCCUUUUGCCUUUGAUAAAUCUUAUCACUCUCUUCCUCCCAUUUUUCCAUCUCAUAAUUCUACUAUGGAUAUCCCAGAAUCUGUCUCUUAUCCUACAUCCUCUCCACAAGCUCAUGCACAUCCUGAUAUUACAUCCCCAGAUACUGAGACAUCCUCUCCUAUCAUUCCCAAUGUCAGCAGUCCAACCCUUUCUUCCCUCUCUUCUUCAUCUUCUCCCCACAUCAAUCAAGGGAGAACUCAAAGAAUGCGACAUAAACCUAGUUAUCUAGAAGAUUAUUGUUGAAAUAACAUCCAACUGACUGAUGUUACCAAUGCAUGUUUUGUCCACCCUAACCAGCCCACUACUUUCUCUUUAACUCUUUAUCUCUUUCGAAUCAGCAUAUGUUUCAUUCUAUUUCCGAUGUAGUUGAGCCAAAGAAAUAUGCACAUGCUUCUAAACAUACUGGCUGGAAAGCAACAAUGGAUGCUGAAUUAAAGGCUCUUGCAUUGAAUCACACUUGGGACAUCCUAAAAUUACCACCAGGAAAGACAACUUUGCCUUGUAAAUGGGUUUACAAGGUAAAACACUGGUCAGAUUGGUCUGUUGAGAGAUUGAUAGCUCGAUUGGUAGAGAGGGUGGGUGUUCAACAUGAAGGUGUUGAUUUUCAGAAACAUUCUCUCCGGUAAUUAAAAUGACAGCUAUCAGGUGUCUACUCACGGUGGCUAUCAAGAAAGCAUGGCAGGUGCAUCAAUUGGAUGUUAGCAAUGCGUUUCUUCAUGGUGAAUUAUAGGAAGAAGUAUACAUGAAGUGUCAUGCAGGUCUACCCUCCAUCAUGCCCAACGACGUUUGUCUUCUCAGAAAGUCUUUAUAUGGGUUGCGACAGGCAUCUAGACAAUGGUAUUCUAAGUUAGCUGGAGCUCUUGCUUUCAAAGGGUAUACUAGUUCUAUGAACGACUACCCACUAUUCUUUGAGACAUCUGGUUCUCUCACUCUAUCAUCGUUGUAUAUAUUGAUGACAUCCUAAUUACAGGAGAGGAUAUCUCAGAAAUUAAUCACAUCAUGCAGUUUCUUCAUACAGAAUUCAGAGUCAAGCAUCUCGAAGACAUUCACUAUUUUUUAGGAUUGGAAA
Molecule: messenger RNA, 2356 nt
Organism: Solanum lycopersicum (tomato)
Lineage: Eukaryota; Viridiplantae; Streptophyta; Magnoliopsida; Solanales; Solanaceae
Source: RefSeq, a predicted model, not a curated record